GGCGGGUGGGCGUGUCCCAGCUCACAGGGGUGCGGUGGCGGUGGUCUCCGUGUGGCUGUGUGUGCCUGUCCUAUCUUCGCUCAGCCCAGGGUCUUACCCCCUCAGCCUGGGGGGAGUCAGAUCCCGAGUGAGGUGAGGAAGCAGACGCUGCCCCACCCUAGGGAGCUUAUGCGGCCGAAAGUCUGAGUGGAGAGCGAAACUGAGAGACACUGAGUCAGUGGGGCGAGGGAGCACCGGGCAGGGGCGGGCCACAGGCGGGGCCUCCAGGAGUCUCUCUGCUACGCGGGAGGGGGCCCCAAGGUCAGGCUGUCCACUCAGAACCGUACCUGUGGUGUAUGCCCACCCCCAGGACUUGGGCGCGGGACAGCAUGUCCAGGCAUAUUCGAGAUGGACCAAGCGCAUGUAUCUAUGUCGCCGUGUGGGCGCGGGUGUCACGGUGGUGGUGUGGCUGUGAACCCCCACCCUCUGUCAUUACUCUGAGAGGAAGAGGCUUUAGGUGAACAGUGAGCCAGCCUCUCACCUACUCUGGACCUGUUUCUCCCAGGGGGUAUCUUGGCAACCACUACUGCAUCAUUCCACAGCAGCCCACUGUGCCCCGCCCCCCCCCCCCAAGGCCACACAACAGGGAUGUGGCUCCCGUGUGCUAGGCCCGCCUCUGAACUGAAUUCCACCCCCUCUCACCCUGCCCACCUCCUUGAGGCUAAGGGUUAGCUGAGUGGGGAGAGACCCCAAGCCCUCUUCCCCAGCUUGGAUAGCAUUGGGUAGGGGUGAGGCUCUGCUAUGUGCAGAGACCCCGGCACGUGAGGGAAAUGAGCCUCCAAUUUCUUGGGAGACAUAGAAGCAGUAACAUUUGUGACUCUGGGCCAGGGCCCACGCCCUGCAUCCCUCUGUCCUCGCACUGCCCCUUUGAGGCCUAGCAGCUGGUGUGGGCUUCCAGAGCUCACCUUUCCAACAUGUUCCUCUCAGGCUGGGAAGCCCACCCCGUCCCCUCUCUUGCCCUCUGUGGUCCCGGGGCUCUCCGCAGGCAAAGUGCUGGCUUGAGAAACCAUGCUGCCUCAGAGAAGUGGGCAGGGCACUCUGUCCAGGGUCUGGCUGGGCUGGGCUGGAGUCCCUCCAUGUGGUGGCAUCUCAGACCUCGACUCUCUCUGUCCCAGCCUGGGACACAUCAUGUGACCCUGGUGGAGUCACGUGAGGUGUGGUGGCCCUGGUGGUCCUCUUUUGCCAGGACAUAGCAGGAAAGGGGACCAGGCAGGUUGAACCUACAAAUGAACCAACCUUGCCACAGCUAUGAGCUAACUCCUCCCUGGGCCCUAAGGCUGGGCCCGGGACACAGGGACAGCUGUGUGGCCCUUCCUGCUCCAUGGCCUAAUUUUCAUGGGUCCCAACCCUGAGCUGUUCCCCACACUGGGUGUGGGUACAGGAGGCCCCACCCAGAGUCAGGGAGGCCAGGAAGCCGUGAGCCUGUUCACAUUCCUGGGCUUGCCCAAGGGGUGGCUUAGCUUGGCCGGGACUCAGCAGCCUUUGAGACGGCCCCUGCUAGCACCCAAAUGAAGCAUGGCCCCAACUCGCCCCUGAGCCCUCAGCCCUUCCAGCCAGGGUGUCAGGUCAACACCCAUCCCUAUCCGACUCCCAAUCUGAUGAUUAACCCCCCCGACUACAGAGGAUCCCCUGUGUGCCAGAAUCAGCUAAGUGUGUGUGGGCACUGACAACCCCUCCCCUCAACAGACAGGCACUGAACCUCCAGCACAUCCCAGGCCUGGCCUAGGCCCUGGGGAUACAGCAGUGGGCAAAAUAGACAAAGACCCCAUUCUCUUGAUAUUCCCAUCCCUGUGACAGAGCCAGAUAACAAGUAAAAGAUAUGAUAAGUCAGAUGUGGUGGCGUUAAGGAGAAAAGUAAAGGAGGAAAGGUGUGCAGAGGGAUCAGGGAAGGUUACAAAGUUACCCAGAAGGGAUCUCCUAGAGAAGGUGAUAUCUGAGCCAAGUCCUGAUGGGUGAGAAGAGAGUUGGCCUGAGUAGUCCAGGCAGAGGGACAGCAAGUACAAAGGCCCUGAGGCAGCCUGUGCCUGAUAUGAGAGAACAGGACUAGAGGAGGGGGCAGAUCAUAGAGGACCCUUUGAGCCAUUUCCAGGACCUUGGGCUUCUCUGUGGGUGAAGUUAAGGGGCCCGCGGUGGUGUGCCAAAGCUGUCGGCACAGACUCUCAAGGGCUGAUCUGAUGCAUCUUUUUCCAGCUCCCCAGUCACUGACAUGCUGGUAGUUUGAAAUGGGCCAUGGUGGGAGUAUUUACAUCGAAAUCGCCUCCCCACUUUGUAGAACCAGGUAUUAAAUAUUUACAGCCAACACUACAAGCAUGGGAGUGUUUCGAGCACCGUCUCCGUCAGAUGCCCCCAAACCCCUCUGACCGACAAGUCUUUGGAGGCUGAGUAACUGACACAAGGGUACACAGCUGAGGAAAUGUCUAAAAUGAGGGUUGGAUCUCCGCUGAGUUCAGACUUCGCUGUCUCUACCACUGGGCCAUGUAAUUUUAUGACUGGCAGGCAGUGUUCGCUCGUGUGUGUAUCUUCCCACUAUUUCCACGUUAAGAAGCUGUGAGUGUGUAUACGGUUCUGUACCUAUGAGCGAUGGUGUGUGUGUGUGUGUUCCUAACCUUUGUAUUGUGUAACUGUAGGGGUGUGUAUGGGCGGGGCAGCUGGUCCCAGGUCAGGCCCCCUCCCCUGAGCUCUGCUCCCCACAGGACAUCCCAGAUUUGGAGAGCCAGCGAGAAAAUCUAGAGCAGCCGUUCCUGAGUGUGUUCAAGAAGGGGCGGCGGAGGGUGCCUGUGAGGAAUCUGGGCAAGGUCAUACACUAUGCCAAGGUCCAGCUGCGAUUCCAGCACAGCCAGCCCUGCUCUCCCCCAGGACAUCAGCGACUGCUUCCUGGAGCUGUUCCCCUCUUACCUGUACUUCCAGGCCCAUGGUUCCAAAGGACUCACCUUCCAGGGGCUGUUACCACUGAUGGAGCUGAGUGUCUGCCCGCUCGAGGGAUCCAGAGAGCAUGCCUUCCAGAUCACAGGCCCGCUGCCUGCUCCCCUUCUCGUGCUCUGCUCCAGCCAGGCUGAGCUGGGCCGCUGGCUGUACCACCUGGAAAAGCAGAUGGCCCUCGUGGGAGGGCUGCAGCACUGCCACUCAUCGCCCCCGCAGGGCCUCCCUGAGGACGAGCUGCCCUGGACUCUGCAGCGCAGACUGACCCGGCUGCGGACAGCAUCGGGGCGUCAGAUGGUGGGUAGUGCCAUCUGUGCCUCGAGGGUCAAGCUUCAGCAUCUGCCUUCACAGGAACAGUGGGACCGGCUUUUGGUCCUGUACCCAACAUCACUGGCCAUUUUCUCUGAGGAAGCAGAUGGGCUUUGCUUUAAGGGGGAGCUCCCACUCAGCGCCAUCCACAUCAACCUGGAGGAGAAGGAGAAGCGGAUCCGCUCUUUCCUCAUCGAAGGCCGUCUCAUCAACACCAUUCGCGUGCUGUGUGCCAGCUACGAGGACUACAGCCACUGGCUGCUCUGCCUGCAGACGGUCUCCCACGGGGACGGAGCUCCCCCACCGCCUGGCCCUGAGAGCUUCCCAGGGCUGCGGGUGUCCACACAGGUCCUGGGUGGUGGCCGAGGCUCACUCUCCUCAGAUGGACGAACCAGCUGGGGCUCAGGGUGCCCAGCACCCCCGUCCACGCACACCAGCCACUCUCUCCCUGAAUCCUCAGUGCCGUCCACCACAGGCUGCCCCGCCCAGCCUGUGCCUGACCAGGCCAACCCUGGUGGCACCGGCACCAGCAGGCAGAGGGCAGAGCCGAGACGGAGCAGCAGCAGUCGGUCACCCAGGAACAAGGCCCGGGCUGAGGGGCCCGGCCUGGCCACCUCGUUGUUUUUGGACCUGACCAAGCUGAGCAAGCACAGCCCGGAGGGCAACCCCGAGGCCCGAGACCAGCCUCCGGAGGCCCCACGGUCCCCGCUCUAUGCUGAUCCCUACACACCACCUGCUACCUCCUACCACAAGAUCACAGAUGUCCAGGGCCUGGAUGAGUUCCUCAGCGCGAUGCAGAGCUCACUUGGACCUGAGUCCUCGAGCGCAUACCCCUCGGUCCCUGUGUCUGUGCCUGUCUCUGACCCCAGCUCUGGGCUCUCCGGUCCCCACUUGCUCUCCAAGAAGGGAGCCCUGCAGCUGCGAGCCUCUCAGCGGCACCGAGGCUCUGUCCAGGGCCAGGGUCCACCACCCCCAGACUCCCCUCAGCAUGUCUCCCCUGCGAGAGAAGUCUCACCCGACCCCCUGCUGCCUCCCUCAGGUGGCCAUCCCCUCAGGAGCUAUGACAACAUCUGGGACAAAGCUUCAUCUCCUUCCCACAAGCGCUGGCCCCGCGGAGCACCUGAGGCUGGUGGGGGGCUCAUCCAGUGGAUCUGAUGGCCCCUGGGCCGGCUGGUUCUUGGGACUACGCGCCAGCAUUAACCCGGGAGUGGGGGUCUGCAGCAGAGCUGGGUCUUUCUUUGUAGGGCCACAGGCUGACCAGCAUCCAAUACCUGAACGCCAUCGAAGGCUGAGUCAGGGUCUGACCCCAGCAGGGUGCAGGGGUCUCCAGAACUCUGAGUUUCCCUGGGCUCUGGAGGGGCCAGGCAGAGGGCCUCAUACCGAAGAUGGCCUGGUGACACUGCUCAGGUCAGACACAGAUCAGAGCAGGAUGCAUGGAGGGACCAAACUUGAACCAUUCCUCCAAGGAAGACACGGGGAGGCCACUUGGUGCAGGCUUUACCUGGGGGUGGGAGAACAGCGUAGGUGUGAAGGCCAGAGGGCUGAGAAAGAGUAGUGAGGGUCAGAGCACGUGAGGUCAGAAAGCACAAGGGUAGGAGGUCAGCGAAGUCUGAGACAUCACAAGCAGAGGCAGGAGGGUGUUCCGGGCAAAUGUGAGUGGACUGCGGCCGGCUGGGAGAAACUGACAAGAGACUAAACAAGAAAGAUAAAGAUUUUUUAUUUGUGCUGCGUGUCCCCGCGUUUUCCACUCAGCAGCCAGAAGUCCCCUGUCCUGGGGACCCUGUGCACACGCCGACCCGGCACCCAGCUUGGUAGCCUCCGUUGCUUUGCCACCACCAGCCUCCCACCCGCGUUCCUGCCCCAUCUCUGGCUCCUCAAAGCCCCGGGACAACCCCAAAUGUUCAGUCCCUUUACCUGACACCACCAUAUUCUGCCCCUGUACCUCGUCCAGGGUUCCCCACAGGAGGGGCUCCAGCCUCUGCCCUACAGACCCUCACCCUGCUAGGGCCACCCUCCCAUAGGCCCCUGUGGGUUCCUGCUCACGGUCUCAGGAGCCCAGAAGGCCUUGGCCACACGCCCCUGGGGUUCAGGGGUCAAAGAGGCCUCAGAGGUUUUCACUACCCCAGUCCACUUGUAAAGAGGGCAGAUAGUCUCUGGGACACCCCCCUCCACCUGAAGGCCACCCAGUCUCCUCGCCCUUGCCCCCUGCCCGGAUUUCCAGCUGCAGCCUUGCUGCUGCACUGACACCUUCUAGUUUCCAACACUUUGUCCUGCUUCUCACCCCGGCUCACCAAACGAAACCUAAGGCACCCCGUUAAAUUUGAUUUCAGAUAAGCCACGCGUAAUUUAGUACAAUCUCCGAUACUGCAUGUCUGAAAUGCAAGUUUCACCGGACACCCUAUGUUUUUAUUUGCUAAUCUGGCCACCUUACUAACCAGCUCCUUGCUCAGCCCUACCCACCCAGCCUUCCAGAAUCUCCCUCUUUCCAGGUGUGGAGCACAGCCUUGGCCUCGGCCACUGGCUAGACCUUUGGGUGGAAUCCAAGGGAGCCAGGACCGAGGACACUGGCUCCUUCCUAGAUGCCAUAGGACACAGGGAUCAAAGGGCAAGACCUGAGGCGGCACCUCGUCCUGAGCCCCUGGGGCCACUUCUUUGUCCUGUGUCUUCCUGGACCAAGCCUGGAUCCUACCAGCUGGGGCUGGGGCUGCGGCUGCGGCGCCCCUGCCCCACGUGCCGGCGGAAGUAGUGGAUGGCGGAGAUGGUACCAAUAUUGGCCAACAAGACUGCAAGAGAAGCACGAGAGAGCCUCCUGAGUGCCGGCUGCCUUCCGGUCUGGCCACUGUCUUCUAUCCACACGGCCUGGCCCUCAAAGGGCAGGAGGAGGCCAGCGGAACUAGGGGUGGGUCGGGGAGAAAUCUGUGCCUCUCCACACACCCCUCAUCCCUGCUGGCCCGGCAGCUGAGACUGGACACCAGCUGUCAUCCUGGGCACCAGCCCACUCCUCCCCCAGGGCCCCCAAACCUGUUUUCCAGGCGUCUGGGGUGUGCAGAUCCGAUGUUCUCACAGCCCAGGUGGCAAAGGCUACGAACACCAGGCACAUGUCGUUCUGGCUGAAGGUAAACGAGGUGAGAGGCUCCCGGGGCUCUCCUAGGGAAAAGAAGCAUGCUCUGUGCUCCGGCUCCACCCAGGCUCGUCUGUCCCAGACACACUGUCUGAGUCACUUCUUCUGUGUAGUACCCCGUCCCAAGACACAGGGUAGUGUGUGGCACAGUUGAGUCAAGCUGACCUCAGCAGGAUUUGCCGCUGGGGUACCAUUUCCUUGUUUGUAAAAUAUCUUGCAGGGAAAUGUGAGAGAAAGUCUAUUGAGUGCCCGACCCAGCAGGCAGCAAGGCCUGAGCGUGAGCUGUCCCGGUGUCUACUGUGCUAGAGGCCGGGGGCAGGGCACUGCUGUCAUCUGGGCCCAGAUACAGAAUGACGGUCAGUGCAGAGACAAGUUCCUGAGUGGCCGUGGUGUCUGGCCUCAUCCACCCCACCUGGACUGUGUCCUGGGAUGGCCAGGAGCUGGUCCAUCCUUCCCGGAUCAUCCCUAAGGCCCCCCUAAGGGCUCAUGACCCGGGGUCCUAGCCUGCCCCUCCCCAGCAGCCCUCCUGGCUGAGCUCUCUGGACAGUACGUUCUCGGGACCUGGACAGCCCCGGGGCCCACGCGACACUCACCUGCUUGGCUGAACUCUCUGGACAGUACGUUCCCGGGACCUGGACAGCCCCGGGGCCCACACGACACUCACCUGCUUGCCUGACUGCCAGGCUGAGCUGCUCUGCUGUGACUGGGCUAGGCUCUGGUGAGGUUCCAGACCCCACUCCCCAGGGGACCGACCCGGGGGGCUCUGUGGCCUGCAGCUGGAGAAGGGCAGCCAGCUCUAGCACGCCCCCCGACACGUCCUCCCCAAGGAAGUGUUCAUAGGCCUCGGGGAUGGAGAUGGGCACGGGGUCUCCAGGCGGACAGGCUGGCACAGGCUCAGCUUGUGGGGGGUGGGCCACGGAGUGGACCCCCCAGUGCCCUGACCUCUGGGCUCGGCGGUCCUGGAAGAAGAACUCGCACGUGUCCGGCCACUGUACUCCGGCCAGCGCCUGGUCAGCUUCUGCCGCCUCCACGGCAUCUUUAUCCUCCUCCUCAAUAGUGUCACAAAAAAAGAACUCGUAGGCCUCUGGGAGGGUCACUGCAAAGCUGCUCCUGGGCCUAGACCCCACAGAGGCAGAGGGGGGAGGGGAAGGCAAGUGUUUGAGGAUCCGAGGCUGGGGGGACCGGGGCCCGACUGCCACGGCAUCCCAGCCACCAGGCCUGUCUCGGCCCCCAGCUGCUGUCCUGGGAGGCACGGGCCGGGCUGUGGCUGGUGAGGGUGGGCCUGAGGUUUCUCCCAAACCUGGCUCCUUGGGGCUGGGCACGGCCAUGGAAAAUCGCACUCUCUUCUUCUUGGGUGCUUGAACAGAGCCUGGUGGGGGGGGCUCCCCCGAGUGAUGUCCAGGGGCACCUGCUGAAGGCUCCCCUCUGGGUUUCUCUUGGUGUCCUCCUGGAGACACAACAGAGCUCAAACACAGCCUGGCCAUCGGGGCAGCCUCCACCUCCACCAAGUCAGGCCCAGCCCGGGGAAGGGGAGCAGGUGUAGACACACCUGCAUCGGAUCGGGUCUUGGAAACAAGGUGAGGCAGAGCAAGUGUAGAUGAGUCCUCCUCUGGCUUAACCACUGGGCCCACCACAGGUAGGUCCAUGUCCAGUCUAGACUUGGGGGCAGAUGUAGACAGAGCCAUGUCAGGUUGAAGCUUGGAGGCGAGUGUAGACGGAGCCACAUCUGACUUAGCUUCGGAGAUAUCUGGGUGAGUCUCCUGGGCAGGUGUGGACGUGGUGUGUGGCUCGGCUCUGGGGGUCAUUCUGAGUGGGUCUGUACCUUGCUCAAUCGUAGGGACUGGUGUAGACAGACCCAAAUCUGUUCCUUGCUUGGUCAUCUGCGCAGGCGCUCCUGCAGACU
Acinonyx jubatus (cheetah) is the source of this 8291-nucleotide messenger RNA. It is a transcript of the gene PLEKHN1, whose product is annotated as pleckstrin homology domain containing N1. Gene Ontology annotation, molecular function: phosphatidic acid binding; phosphatidylserine binding; phosphatidylinositol phosphate binding. The transcript has 14 exons. The record is from RefSeq and is a predicted model, not a curated record. Lineage: Eukaryota; Metazoa; Chordata; Mammalia; Carnivora; Felidae. Gene Ontology annotation, cellular component: cytoskeleton; mitochondrial membrane. The coding region runs from base 2845 to 4422 and encodes 525 amino acids. Gene Ontology annotation, biological process: 3'-UTR-mediated mRNA destabilization; positive regulation of apoptotic process; response to hypoxia.